Messenger RNA from Lethenteron reissneri (Far Eastern brook lamprey), 3044 nucleotides. Its product is annotated as chromobox protein homolog 2-like. Lineage: Eukaryota; Metazoa; Chordata; Hyperoartia; Petromyzontiformes; Petromyzontidae. The record is from RefSeq and is a predicted model, not a curated record.
CGCCCGCUUGCCGCGCGGGGCGAUGGGAACGCGGCUCCCGUUCUAAUUCAUAAAAUGGCGGCAACGUCGUCGCAAGAGACGAACAGCGACGAUGAAUUCGAGGUGGAGGCCAUCCUGGACUGGCGAGUGCGGCGUGGCCGCGCCGAGUACCUGGUGAAGUGGAGCGGCUACGGCGCGGAGGAGAACACGUGGGAGCCUCCCGAGAACCUGGUCAACUGCCCCGAGCUGCUGAGCAACUUCAGGGCGCGCACGCCGCAGCUGUCGAGCCCCGUGCGCAGCCGCCACGGCACGCCGCAGGGGACCCCGCGACGCAGGUCCCAGCUCCCCGGUAGCCCCCCCGGGUCGCCAACCGCACGUCCACCCAUCAAGGAGCUGCCGGGCAAACAGGUGGAGCAAGAAGCAGAGCUCAACCACGCCGGGGACACCAGCGCAGCGGUCGACACGCGCACACACAACGGCACGCAGGAGGAUUCCUGCGAGGACGGGGGCGUGACGCAAGAUGAGAUGGCGCAAGAAGACAGGGCCCAGGCGGUACCAGCACAGGACAGCGACAUCGACGCAGACGUGGAGGAUGGGAGUAGUAGGCUGUUGGACGCCAGCGGCCUGCAGCGCACGAGCUCGCGGAGGCGGCGCCGCAUGAAGCCCGUGCGGCAAGACACAACGGAGAGCGAGGACGACGCCAGCGCCGUGGUGAAGCGCCCGCGCUGGAGCCUGCGCCUGAGUCCGCACCGCGAGGGGAGACCGUCAGCCGAGGAGAGCACGUCGAGGGUGCGGCCCCUCUGCGUGGCCCACCCGGGAACGGCUGAUUCCUGCGAUGGACCCAGCGAGGCCCAGGGUGCCGACAAGGCGGCGGCGGCAUCACACGCCGUGGGUGGCCGGCGCAAGCGCUGGGCGCUCCCGGCCGCAUGCACUGUGGGCAUUGCACUGCUGCUCCUGCUGGCAGCGUACGGCGUUCUACAGCGCGAUGGGUAGAACACUUGUAUUGAGAGUACGGGCGCGACCUUGUCUCCCCCGUGACUCUCCCUAAAGCGCCGUCAGGGUGCGUUCAUUGUAAUUGUUCUCGUCUUGUUUCUCGAUGGCCUCUUGAGUGUUGGAUGCAUUCUCCUCAGAGGGGAAAUUCUCUCCGAAACCGCAUUUGUAUUUUCCAUGUGUGUGUAAUCGUACACCUUGUGCAUCUGGGUCUGUGCCCCUCCUGUGCCUGACUGCAGGUUUUAUAUAUUUUCCAUCUAUUUUUAUUUUGUUAUGUUAUCAGGAGAAGUAUCAGCCAAGGCUUUGGCAGUUUUUUGGAAUUGUCAAAUAGCCCAAUUGCAAAAGUCUUGAUUGCAGUUUUUAGCAAACUUAAAUUAGUGGCAGACCACACCAAAUGUUAACGUUGACCGAAAAUGCACAAGUGUUUGCCGUAUGUUGCACUUUUGGGUAACUACAUGUGAAAUGUUGACAUUUCCUCAGCAUUUGACUUAAAUUGAGAGAACACAGCAAACAUGGCCCCCUCUCCUUCAAAACCACUGCAGGACUGUCUGUGCAACGGAGCGCCUCGGUGAUGGCCCCGAGCUCUUGGACUGGCGUGAAUACCAAAAUGUACAAAUGCUCGGAUUUGAGAAUAUCACGAGGGGAGAAAGUGCGUUGGCUUUUUUUGCAAGCGGUGUCAAUUUCGUUCGGUGCGAUUGAUUUUAAGGUGGCUUCCUGACGGGCGCUGCGCGCUACAUGUGAUCAGUUCCACCGUGAAGGGCAGCAACUGGUCCAAGAGGCCAGGAAUUAGGUGAAUGUGCAACAUGCACACAAAUGUUGCGGUUUAUUGUUGAUCAUAAAGAAAUGUAAUAGCUCCCCCCGGACGUGUCUCCGGGGUUAUCAUGUGCUGUUGAGCACGAUGUCCAACGUUUUGCUCCAAGCGUUUGGAGCUUUGGAAAGUGAAUUGAACAGUUCGCUUGCCCUCCCCCAAUCUCAUGCUGAACAACAGCACAGUACAACUCAAGUGCACCAAGAGAUGUACAGCACAUUCGAGCUGUACAGCACAUACGAGCUGUACAGCACAUCCGAGCUGUACAGCACAUCCGCAAAAACCUUUGCUGGAUAAUGGAAUAAAAUAUUUAAUUGUGAUGUGGAAUGGGAGUGACCGAGACCAGAGUUUCACAGAGGUGUGUUGCAUAUGAAAGUGAAUGAAAUGGUGAAUAUGGGCGAUGCCAAGCAGAUGCCUCUUCCUACCCUUCCCUGUAGUAUUCGUCUGUGUCCUCAGCUCUCCGAUGUGUUUGAGUUGUAGCACGUUGGUCAGCACGGCAGUUAUUUGAAGCUUCCAGCACUUAGAAUAAAAGUUGGGACAAUGAUGCUGAACCAGCCGUGGUAGGACACGAAAAUGCAUGGGAGAGGGAUACACAGCACAACCGCGAAAACCUACACCGUGGCCUUAGCUGCCACCGCUGCCCUACACUGCGGACUUUUAAAAUCUGGACUUAAUUUUUUGGAUAAUCUUGAGAAACAAAACACGUCGCCAAUCCUUCCCGGUCUAGGUGAGGUGUGUAUUCUUCAAAUGCAUGGAGUUGUUUGUAAGUAACCACUCAAUAUUCUUUGUAUAAAUUGGCCUUGUCAGCAAGUGCGGUGUUAGAUGGCUGGCGCAGGUCAUUUAGCAAGUGGAAAUAUUGUACAUAAUGCCUCAACUUAAAUUAACUUCCAGAUGACAAUAUUUAGUUUGCUGCCGACCUGUCACUUAACGGAUGUUUUAAAGAUGUAACCCAAAAAAGUGCUUUUACCUUGUAGUUGAAGACAGGUAAUGGGUUCAGGCGUUGACACACAUUUCAAGCCUAUAAAGCGAUCGUAACAUUGCCACAGUAUUUAUUUGAGUGAUGCGGUGGUCAUUGGAGUGCUGACCAUAACCUAAGGGUUUUCUCACAGCUCUAAACAAAGCUUCACACUUAACAGACAGCCAUUAACAGCCUGUCUACCUACAAGGUAAGAGCACUGUGAUGGUUGGGUUUGUGUGCAUGUAAGAAGUCUGGACUGCCAGCCGACCACAUGUAAAAUCCUGCACAUUAAAGUCGUACCUAUUUUUA